UUCCAGAUCUGGAAAUCGGCUCUAUCCUCCCCUCCAUCAAUCAUCACACUCCCCACCCCGCGGCAUCCAUGCCAACUAUGUCAACUAUGUCUACCAUGGCAGAUUGGAUCCCCUCGCUUUCGCAGCUGAUCCAGCUAUACUUCAUUAUCAUCACCUCGACUGCACUCCUCGCCGCAACAUUACCGCCCCUCCGCGAUUCGAUCCUCACCUAUGGCAAACUAGACGCCCCCUCUUCCUCUCCUUGCUCAUCCACUGACACAACAAACAUUUCCAAUUCUUCUGCGACUCCGCGCAGGGACACAAACACGGACCAUGGCCGGUUUAUUUCAGUUCUCAAGACCUUGAGGGUGCCCAAGACUUGGUUCGGACAUUUCUACGUCUUUGCGACGAUCUGGUUUGUCUAUCUCUCGAUCGAUCUCGUCCAGUACACCUCUGCGAGAUCAUGGGCGCUUCCCCAUAUCCUGGUAUCCACAUACCCUUACUGGAGCUUUCUUUCCCUCCUGAACUGGCUUGGGAUCAUGCCCACAGGACCAUCGCCUCAAAUCUCCUCUUGGACUCCACCCGCAGCCGUCCUCCUCGCCAUGUCCUGCUAUUGGAUCCACGUCCUCCGGAGAUGGUACGAAUCCUGGUUCGUGGAACGGCCCUCGACUGGGGCACAGAUUCAUUUGGGACAUUACCUGGUCGGCAUCUCCUUCUAUGCGGCCAUGGCUCCAGCCUUGUGGGUGGAUGCGUAUGAAUCUUGGGUCAGAGUCGGAUCUGGUCCGCAGUGGAGGGAAUACGAUUUAGAAAAUACACAGGCAGAGUUGAAGGGGUUGUUGGAGAGCUGGCGGUGUGUGGUCGGUGUGGGGCUGUUCGUUUGGGCGUCGUGGCAUCAGCAUCGGUGUCAUGUCAUUCUGGCGGACUUACGAAAACCAGUAGUGGUCAAGACUAGGGGGUCCUCCAAGGCAGGUGGUGCGGAGGAAGCGAAAGGAUCGCAGGAGUACAGGGUGCCGUUUGGGGAUUGGUUCGAGUACCUGGUCACACCGCAUUAUUCGGCAGAGAUGGUGAUCUACUUUGCGCUGUAUCUCACCCUGUCGUCGUCGUCGUCGUCGUUGUCACCGAUGACACUCCUGUUCGCUUGGGUUUGGGUGGUCGUGAACCUGGGUAUCGUGGCAAAGGAGACGGAUCAGUGGUAUAGGAGUCGGUUUGGGGAAGCCUAUGCUGGACAAAGGCGCGCAAUUCUAAUUCCGUUUGUGUAUUGAAUCAUUCAAUGGAAAAAAAAA
Molecule: messenger RNA, 1262 nt
Organism: Gamsiella multidivaricata
Lineage: Eukaryota; Fungi; Mortierellomycota; Mortierellomycetes; Mortierellales; Mortierellaceae
Product: 3-oxo-5-alpha-steroid 4-dehydrogenase-domain-containing protein
Exons: 1
Coding region: 69-1241 (390 amino acids)
Biological process (GO): dolichol-linked oligosaccharide biosynthetic process; polyprenol catabolic process
Cellular component (GO): endoplasmic reticulum
Molecular function (GO): 3-oxo-5-alpha-steroid 4-dehydrogenase activity
Source: RefSeq, a predicted model, not a curated record